This is a messenger RNA of Drosophila innubila, 767 nucleotides long. RefSeq lists its product as uncharacterized. The coding region runs from base 28 to 702 and encodes 224 amino acids. The transcript has 3 exons. NCBI's taxonomy places the organism in Eukaryota, Metazoa, Arthropoda, Insecta, Diptera, Drosophilidae. The record is from RefSeq and is a predicted model, not a curated record.
UCUAAUUUGUUAGCCAAAGUGAAAGGUAUGAGGAAUAUGUUGUCACCGACUGGAGUUAUCCUUUUGCUAUGUCUUUCCCUAACUGCAGCUGAGUUAAGGGAUUCAAUUGUAAGUGGCAACACUCCACGGCGAUGCUACAGCUGCGAGGGCAUCAAUUGCCAGCGUACAACGCGGCAAAAUGCGACUGUGGCAUGCAACGACCUGCUGGACAUUUGUGUAACUGUCUACGAAGGAUUUAUGGUCAGCGAAAUGGGCUGUCUUUUAGAGCUCUCCCAGGCGGCGAAGGAGAAGUGCGAGGCCAAGGACAAGCAGUGUCAGAAAUGCAGCGGAGAACUGUGCAACAAUCUGGGACGCAUUGAUUUUCAGUGCAUCCAGUGCACUGGCUCAGAGAACUCCAAGUGCAACGAGGAAGGCGACAUUUUAAGCUCCUCACAGUGUGCAGCGCCCACUUCGAGUAAUUCCUAUUGCUAUGUGAAGGUGGUGGGACAGAACCUACAAAGGGGCUGUGCCUUGAGUGUAAGAGAGCAACUAAGUUGCCUCUCUGACAGCGACUGUAGCCUCUGUCUGCCGGAAAAUACACGCGACUCAAGAGCGUGCAACAACUACAACAUCAACUUCAAGUCUGGAGCGGUCAAGGGUCAACAACUCUUUGGCCCGUUGCUUGGAGUCCUCACUCUGAUGGCUCUUCGAGCAUUGCAAUAAUUUACGCUUAUGCUCUUUAUUAAUCACAAAUAAAUAAAUAAAUCACAACACAAGUAAAUCAUUAA